Budorcas taxicolor (takin) is the source of this 2429-nucleotide messenger RNA. Its product is annotated as zinc finger protein 45-like. The transcript has 7 exons. NCBI's taxonomy places the organism in Eukaryota, Metazoa, Chordata, Mammalia, Artiodactyla, Bovidae. Gene Ontology annotation, biological process: negative regulation of transcription by RNA polymerase II; regulation of immune system process; regulation of cytokine production. The coding region runs from base 366 to 2429 and encodes 687 amino acids. The record is from RefSeq and is a predicted model, not a curated record.
GGAUCCUGGGAAAUAGUCCAGGAGCUGCGAAGAGUUGGAGGUAUUUCCGCUUUAGGAGGUUGCGAUUGCGGCCUUUGGUUCUCACAGAAGCAACAGAGGUACAAGAUCUAGAAGAUUAGCUCCUUUGUGAGAGUGGAUUCAGGUUCCUCCCCUGCCUCUUGAGCUCACCGAGCCUCGGCUUCCUCAUCUGUUACGUGGGAACAACAAUCGUGACCAUCAUCAUUUACUGAGAACUUUCUAAAAUGCCAGCUGAGGAGAGGCACAGAGGCGGAGGUGAUCAGACCAGGGUCACACCGCUUGUACGACACUAGAUUCUUCACAGGCCUUCCUAAGACUCAGCAGUUCCCCAGAAGGAGGAGGACAGAAUGUCCAAGUUCAAGGAGGCAGUGACCUUCAAGGAUGUGGCCGUGAUCUUCACAGAGGAGGAGAUGGGGCUGCUGGACUUGGCCCAGAGGAAGCUGUACCAGGAGGUGAUGCUGGAGAACUUCCGGAACCUGCUCUCAGUGGGGCAUCAAUCCUUCACACCAGAUGUUCCAUCCCAAUUACAGAGAGAAGAAAAGCUGCAAAUGAUGAAGACAGCAGCCCAGAGCUGUUGUUCCUCGGGAAAUCAGAAUCUAAAUGGCAUAGAGACUCUUCAAGAAGUUGGAUUAAGGUAUCUGCCACAUGAAGAAUUUUUCUGCUCAAAAAUCUGGCUACAGGUUACAGAGGAAUUAACCAGGUGUCGAGAUUCCAUGGGAAUUAUUCAAGGAAUUGGCUCUCAAUUGGAAAAACAAAGUGACACACUCUAUAAAGAUGAGUUCAGUAAAGACUUCAGUCAGAGUUCACAUCUUCAAGUUCAGCGCACAGACUACACUGGAGGCAAACCUUAUAAAGGGGUGGAGUGUGGGAAGGGUUUCAUAUGGGGCUCUUACCUUCAAAUGAACCAGACGGCCUCCACAGGAGAGAAGCCCUAUAAAUGUGAAAAAUGUGAAAACACCUUCCGUCGGUUUUCAAGUCUUCAAGCCCAUCAGAGAGUCCACAGUAGAGCAAAACUGAACAAUCAUGGUACGUCACAUAAAGGUUUUAGUCAGAGGUCAUAUCUUCAUCAACAUCAAAGAGUCCCUGCUGGAGAGAAUCCACACAGAUUAGAGGAGUGUAGGAGGAACAUCAGAAAAAGCUCACAUUUUCAGGCUCCUCUAAUAGCCCACCCAUUGGAGAAACCCUAUAAAUGUGAGGAAUGUGGGCUGGGCUACAGUAAGCGCUCCUAUCUCCAUGUCCAUCAGAGAGUUCACACGGAAAAGAAACCUUAUCAAUGUGAAGAGUGUGGGAAGGGCUUCAGUUGGCAUUCACGCCUGCAGGCUCAUCAGCGAAUCCAUACUGGGGAGAAACCUUACAAAUGUGAUGCGUGUGGCAGGGGCUUCAGUUAUAGCUCACACCUGAACAUCCAUUGUAGAAUCCACACAGGUGAGAAACCAUAUAAGUGUGAGGAGUGUGGGAAAGGCUUCAGUGUGGGUUCCCACCUCCAAGCCCAUCAGAUAAGCCACACAGGAGAGAAACCUUACAAAUGUGAGGAGUGUGGGAAGGGCUUCUGCCGGGCCUCGAAUCUUCUGGACCAUCAGAGAGGCCAUAGUGGUGAGAAACCCUAUCAAUGUGAUGCAUGCGGAAAGGGCUUUAGUCGUAGCUCAGAUUUUAACAUUCAUUUUAGAGUCCAUACAGGAGAGAAACCUUACAAAUGUGAGGAGUGUGGGAAAGGUUUCAGUCAGGCCUCGAAUCUUCUGGCCCAUCAGAGAAGCCACACUGGAGAAAAACCAUACAAAUGUGGUACAUGUGGGAAGGGCUUCAGCCGGAGUUCAGAUCUUAACGUUCAUUGUCGAAUCCACACAGGAGAGAAGCCCUAUAAAUGUGAAAAAUGUGGGAAGGCCUUCAGUCAGUUCUCAAGCCUUCAAGUGCAUCAGAGAGUCCACACUGGUGAGAAACCAUAUCAGUGUGCAGAGUGUGGGAAAGGCUUCAGUGUGGGCUCACAGCUGCAGGCCCAUCAGAGGUGCCACACUGGAGAGAAACCCUACCAGUGUGAGGAAUGUGGGAAAGGCUUCUGUCGGGCCUCCAAUUUUCUGGCUCAUCGUGGAGUCCACACAGGAGAGAAACCGUACCGAUGUGAUGUGUGUGGUAAGCGCUUCAGACAGAGAUCAUACCUUCAAGCCCACCAGAGGGUUCACACUGGAGAGAAACCAUAUAAGUGUGAGGAGUGUGGUAAGGUCUUCAGUUGGAGCUCAUACCUCCAGGCCCAUCAGAGAGUCCACACAGGGGAAAAACCAUAUAAAUGUGAAGAGUGUGGGAAAGGCUUCAGUUGGAGCUCCAGUCUUACAAUUCAUCAGCGAGUCCAUGCUGGGGAUGAGGGUGACAAGGACUUUGCCUCAUCAGAGAAUACACACAGCAAAGAAUCUCUAUGA